ACAGAGAGAGUUUACACAAUUAUUUUAAAUCGUAAUCUUUAAUUUGAAAAGUUGCCAGCGCAACGUUUUGGUUGCGCAUUACCGUAAUGCAUAGAAUAAACAAUCGGUGUGGCUGCUGGCCUUACGAAGUAUGCUACCUGUACCGUGCACACGCCUAUAGCGUUUGGUACUUUCAAGGCACCAGUCAGCGAGGAUCUUCCACUGCUCCCAGGGUGUCGGCCUCCGGCAGUAACCACAACAAUCUGUCCUGUCUGGUGGCUAAUGAAGGAAUGUAAAUGUCUCAGGACAAGGCAGACCAGGAGGACGAGCUGCUUGCCUUAGCAAGUAUCUAUGAGGAGGAGUUCCAUCGAGCGGACUCUGCCCAGGGGGGCGAGAUCCAGCUCUGCGUGAAGCUUCCACCAGAUUUCAAAGUUGUUGUCAAAGGGGAGAAACAAACCGAAUACAAAAUCAGCUUCUUGCCUCCUUUGGUUCUCAACUUUGAGCUUCCUGAAGACUAUCCAUCCACAAAUUCGCCAGUAUUCACCGUUAGCUCAAAAUGGAUGACCAGAAGACAGAUGAGCUCUCUGUGCCGACGCCUGGAUGAAUUAUGGGAGGAGAACCAAGGAUGCGUGGUCCUCUUUACAUGGAUUCAGUUCCUCAGUGAGGAGGUGCUGGACUUUCUGGACAUCCAGUCUCCUCUCCUAGUCAGCAGGCAUGAACGUAAGGCGAGCGAGGAAUGCAGCAGGAAAGCCGACCAUACGGCCACAGAUGUGACACAGCAUGGGAGGACUUGCUCAAAGAAAACAUGUGACCAACAGCCUUCAUCAGGGAUUCCACCGCUGGACCCACGGGCCAUUGUGUCAUUGGACAUACGUCUCGACCUCUUGCCUCAUCUGCUGGACUUUGAUGAGGCGCAGCGCCAGAGGGUGUUUGACAUCACGCCGUUCUCCUGCAACAUCUGCUUCUCAGAGAAGCGCGGCGCCGACUGUCUCUGCUUUAAAGAGUGCCAGCACGUGUACUGCAAAGCCUGCAUGACAGAAUACUUCCAGAUCCAAAUACGGGAUGGCAACGUGCAGUGCCUUAAUUGCCCUGAGCCCAAUUGCUCCGCUUUAGCCACACCUAUGCAGGUCAAGCAGCUUGUGGAUGAGGAACUCUUCGCUCGCUACGACCGCCUACUGCUCCAGUCCAGUCUGGACCUUAUGGCCGACAUUGUGUACUGCCCCCGCCACUCCUGCGGCACGGCAGUCAUGGUGGAGCCCGAGACCACUAUGGGCAUCUGCUCAGUAUGCCAAUAUGCUUUUUGCACUCUGUGCAAGAUGGGCUUCCACGGAGUCUCCCACUGUAAAAUUCCCGCUGAGGAUUUGCGUAGCCUCCGAGACGAAUACCUGUCAGCUACGACUGAGGGCAAAAAGUUUAUGGAGCAGCGCUUUGGGAAAAGGGUAAUCCAGAAAGCUGUGGAAGAGUCCUUUAGCAGAGACUGGCUCAAUGAGAACUGCAAAUCCUGCCCUUACUGUGGCACCAACAUACAGAAAGUGGACGGCUGCAACAAAAUGACAUGCACUUCGUGCCGCCAUUACUUCUGUUGGCUCUGUUUGGGCCUGCUCAACAAAGCUAACCCGUACAGUCACUUUAACAACCCACAUUCACCCUGCUACAAACAACUCUUCCAUGGUGUGGAUCUGGACGAUGAAGAUGCCUUAUGGAGUGAUGAAGAAGAAGACUGACGUUCUUUGUAGUGCUCCCCGCCUGAAUGCACUUUGUUGUACACAAGUCUCGUUUCAUCUUCUGACUACUGCAGUGAUGUGUUCUUUUUUUCUGAUAUACACUCAUCAGGCACUUUAUUAAGUGCCCUGUAUUAUCGCGUCCAAUUACCGUAUUUUCCGCACUAUAAGGCACACCACAUUGUCAGGCGCACCUUCAAUGCAUGGCUUAUAUUAAAACUUUUUUCAAAGAAAGGAGCACCACAGUAUAAGGCGCAUAUAAUAGACGCUACAGUAAGGUUGGGGUUACGUGAUUCAUCCAUUAGAUGGAGCUGCACUAAAGGCUCAAUAUUGAUCCAUAUAUAAGGCACACCAGAUUAUGGGGCACACAGCCGGCUUUUGGGAAAAUUAAAAGCGUUUAGGUGCGCCUUAUAAUGCGGAAAAUACAGUAGAUGUCUUUAGAUAGCACGUUUCCUUUAUUGGGAUAAAGCAGUUUUCAUAUAGCUAUAUAAAGCAGCUGAGUAUGAGGCUACUAAAAUUCUCAAAAAAAAAUUCAGGGUGUAUGUUGCCAAAGACAUUUAUCCAUUUAAUGGGAUCUUAGAGUGAAGGAGACAUGUUUGUAUACCAUUUUUACUUGAACAGAAUGUUUGUUUUGCAAAUUAUAUACCAACAAAAGAGACACUGUUCAUUCUUUUAAUCACCUUUCUUGUCAUCAUAAGGGCCCUUGUUCAACUUCAAAAUAAAUGUCACCUGUCUUGGCAUUGAAA
Molecule: messenger RNA, 2446 nt
Organism: Syngnathoides biaculeatus (alligator pipefish)
Lineage: Eukaryota; Metazoa; Chordata; Actinopteri; Syngnathiformes; Syngnathidae
Gene: rnf14
Product: ring finger protein 14
Exons: 10
Coding region: 276-1703 (475 amino acids)
Biological process (GO): positive regulation of proteasomal ubiquitin-dependent protein catabolic process; protein polyubiquitination; ubiquitin-dependent protein catabolic process
Cellular component (GO): ubiquitin ligase complex; cytoplasm
Molecular function (GO): zinc ion binding; ubiquitin protein ligase activity; ubiquitin conjugating enzyme binding
Source: RefSeq, a predicted model, not a curated record